CAUUCGACAUUCGAAGAGUUUCAUAAAAAAAAAGUUAACAGCGCACUAGCCGGAAAGUUUUAGAAAAGAAAUCAAAUUAAAAAGGUCCAGAAUCGAUGUUAAGUGAUUCCGGGUCGGUCCGAAACCAGUCGUUAAGUGCGUCACUCGGUCAACCCCACGGAACAGUAUUCAUUCGCUAGCGAAGGGCGAAAAUUGUGCAAAAAAUAUUCAGGGAAUUUAAGUUUAGCGGCGAAUUAUAGCGUCGUGUUUGAUUGUUCACUGACGAAAAGUAGUUGAGCAACAUUUCGGAAGGAUGUCGCAUACCAUUCUGCUGGUGCAGCCGGGUCGUAAUCCGGAGACGAGGACCUACAGUGACUACGAGAGCGUCAACGAGUGUAUGGAAGGGGUUUGCAAAAUCUACGAGGAACAUUUGAAACGGCGCAAUCCGAACACACCGACGAUCACGUACGACAUCAGCCAGUUGUUCGAUUUUGUCGAUCAGUUAGCGGAUCUGAGUUGCCUCGUAUAUCAAAAGUCUACCAAUACGUACGCCCCGUACAACAAGGAAUGGAUCAAGGAGAAGAUAUACGUCCUGUUACGGCAAGCGGCAGGUACCACGGACUAGAGCCAGGGACCGAAGGUGAGCUGUCCCCAUCUCCCGCCACAAAUCUACAAAAGCCCGUGCCUCCCCGGCCGACUCAUAUUCUCCUAAGUUCUCCUUUCAUAUUCAUUUCUUCUUACAAAAGCGCUAUCUAUUACGUCAUGUGUCCAUGAAAGAAUAAAACGAUAUUUUACGACAAAUAGAA
Molecule: messenger RNA, 785 nt
Organism: Armigeres subalbatus
Lineage: Eukaryota; Metazoa; Arthropoda; Insecta; Diptera; Culicidae
Gene: e(r)
Product: enhancer of rudimentary homolog
Exons: 3
Coding region: 293-604 (103 amino acids)
Source: RefSeq, a predicted model, not a curated record